AUGGAGAAGGACUCUGUUCAUGAGUUUGUGAAGAAUGUUCUUGAAGCUUCAAGACUGAACUGGAGUAACCUCGUGGCGAGAUGCAACGAAGAAACAUCACUACUCGACGAAUUCUCACACGGCAAUCCCAACAAUAAUCAGAUUCUUCUCGUUCUUGAUUACACAGAUGAGAUUCUCCGAGAGAUUAAUCGUCAAGACAUCAUCAUGUUUUGGCCUUUCUUGAGAGUUGACCUUAGAGAAGAAGACCUGAUUCAGGAGACGCUGAGACGUUUUGACUGGAGUUUACUCUGCUGUGACUCUCCAAGAACGUUGGAUCAGAUCAUUGAGACUGAUCUGUUAAAGUUAUCAUCAUGUGUUUGGUCGGGUUUUGGUGGUGAAACUGAAGGUGUGGUAUCUGAUGUAGUUGAAAAUAUUCUGCAACGGUUGGUGCUUGACAUAUCUCAUGAGCUGAAGAACAAUGCAUUGCAGAGUAUAUUAUUCUGA
Molecule: messenger RNA, 483 nt
Organism: Eruca vesicaria subsp. sativa (arugula)
Lineage: Eukaryota; Viridiplantae; Streptophyta; Magnoliopsida; Brassicales; Brassicaceae
Source: the annotation of a GenBank genome assembly